GGGGCCGAGGCUGGCGGCGCCGAGGCUCUGAGCGGAGGCUGCGAGGCGCGCCACACCCCGGCGGCCAGACUGUGGCAAAAAUGCCGGCUUCUGUCACGCGGCCCCGCCCGCGCCCUCCGGCCUCGCCCUCACGCCUGCUGCUCCUGCUGCUGCUGCUGCUGCUGGAGGUGCUAAGCGGCCGGGUGUGUGGCCGCGUCCCCCGCUCGGUGCCCAGGAUCUCGCUUCCUAUCUCCGAGGCUGACUCCUAUCUCACCCGGUUCACCAUCCCUCAGAUAUACAAUUACUCGGUUCUCCUUGUGGAUCCUGCUUCCCAUAUGCUUUAUGUCGGCGCCCGGGACACCAUCUUCGCUCUAUCCCUGCCCCUUUCAGGGGAGAGACCUCGCAGGAUUGACUGGAUGGUGCCUGAGGCCCACAGACAGAGCUGUAGGAAGAAAGGCAAGAAGGAGGACGAAUGUCACAAUUUUGUCCAGAUUCUCGCCAUUGCCAAUGCCUCUCACCUCCUCACUUGUGGCACCUUCGCUUUUGAUCCGAAGUGCGGGGUUAUUGAUGUGUCCAGUUUCCAGCAGGUUGAAAGACUUGAGAGUGGCCGGGGGAAAUGUCCUUUUGAGCCAGCUCAGCGGUCAGCAGCUGUAAUGGCUGGGGGCAUCCUCUACGCUGCCACUGUGAAAAACUACCUGGGCACGGAGCCGAUUAUCUCCCGGGCUGUGGGUCGCGCUGAGGACUGGAUUCGGACAGAGACCUUGCCAUCCUGGCUUAACGCCCCAGCCUUUGUUGCAGCCGUGGCCUUGAGCCCAGCCGAGUGGGGAGAAGAAGAUGGAGAUGAUGAAAUCUACUUCUUCUUUACGGAGAUUUCCCGAGCAUUUGAUUCAUACGAACGCAUUAAGGUCCCGAGGGUGGCCCGUGUGUGUGCGGGGGACCUUGGGGGCCGGAAGACCCUCCAGCAGAGGUGGACGACUUUUCUGAAGGCAGACCUGCUGUGUCCAGGGCCUGAGCAUGGCCGGGCCUCCAGUGUCCUGCAGGACAUGGCCAUUCUUCGACCUGAGCGUGGAGCAGGGAUGCCCAUCUUUUAUGGCAUCUUUUCCUCCCAGUGGGAAGGGGCUGCCAUCUCUGCUGUCUGUUCCUUCCAACUACAAGACAUUCGGACAGUGCUGAAUGGUCCCUUCAGAGAGCUGAAACACGACUGCAACAGGGGACUACCUGUCAUGGACAAUGACGUACCCCAGCCCAGACCUGGAGAGUGCAUCAGCAACAGCAUGAAGCUCCAGCAGUUCAGCUCUUCACUCUUCCUGCCUGACCGUGUGCUCACCUUCAUCCGGGACCACCCACUCAUGGACAGGCCAGUGUUUCCAGCUGAUGGCCACCCCCUGCUGGUCACUACAGAUACAGCCUAUCUCAGAGUCGUAGCCCACAGGGUGCCCAGCCUCUCAGGGACAGAGUAUGAUGUGCUCUAUCUGGGGACAGAGGAUGGACACCUCCACCGAGCAGUGCAGAUUGGUGCCCAGCUCAGCGUCCUUGAGGAUCUGGCCUUAUUCCCAGAGCCACAGCCAGUUGAGAAUAUGAAAUUCUAUCAAAACUGGCUCCUGGUUGGCUCCCGUACGGAGGUGACACAAGUGAACACAACCAACUGUGACCGUCUGCAGAGCUGCUCAGAGUGCAUCCUGGCCCGAGACCCUGUCUGUGCCUGGAGCACUCGGCUAGCUGCGUGUGUGGCCCACGCUGGAGAGCGUCGAGGGCUGGUUCAGGACGUAGAGUCAGCGGAUGUCUCUUCUUUGUGUCCUGAAGAGCCUGGAGAACACCCAGUGGUGUUUGAAGUUCCUGUGGCUACAGCUGCACAUGUCGUCUUGCCGUGUUCCCCAGGCUCAGCCUGGGCAUCCUGUGUGUGGCACCAGCCCAGCGGGGUGACUGAACUCGCCCCCCGGCGGGACGGGCUAGAAGUGGUGAUAUCCCCAGGGGCCAUGGGCGCGUAUGCCUGUGAAUGUCAGGAGGGUGGGGCAGCCCGCGUGGUAGCUGCUUACAGCUUGGUUUGGGGCAGCCAGCGGCGCUUCCCAAGCCGGGCUCACACAGUGGGGGCUGGACUGGCAGGCUUCUUCCUGGGAGUUCUCGCAGCAUCCCUGACUCUCCUCCUGAUUGGUCGGCGUCAACAGCGACAGCGACAGAGGGAACUUCUGGCUAGAGAUAAGGUGGGCUUGGACCUGGGGGUCCCACCAUCUGGGACUACAAGUUACAGCCAGGACCCUCCCUCUCCCUCUCCCGAAGAUGAGCGGCUGCCCCUGGCCCUGGCCAAGAGGGCCAGCGGCUUUGGCGGCUUCCCUCCACCCUUUCUGCUUGAUCCUUGCCCAAGCCCAGCCCACAUGCGGCUAACUGGGGCUCCUCUAGCCACUUGUGAUGAAACAUCCAUCUAGGGCUGGGCAGAGAACCACUAGUGCGUGAGUGACCACUGGAUGGAAUGACCGUCGGGACGCUGGGGGUCGGUGAGUGUGGAAGAUCGUCAUGGCCUCUUGAGUUUUCUUUGGCCUUUGAAUGAUCACUUCGACUUCCCUGUCUGCCCUCUUUGGGCCUAGAUGGGCUCAGGGCCAGGCCUUUACCUGAUUCCCAUGAGAGAUCAGAACUGCUCUCGCAGUGAAUCAGGACUUUUCCCGCCCCUGCCCUCUCAACCCCUGUGACCCCAUCAACCUACUGUCUUGGGCCCAUUAGUUUGGGGCCAGGGCCCAGGACAUUGCUGUAACUUUUCUUUCUGAUUGGGCCCUGGCUAGAAGGAGGAGCCGUGGAAGUGCUUGGGGGCUAAUGUGCACUGAUUCCUUUCACUGGUUCUCCCAGUUUAUCUGAUUCUCUGUGGGGAGUGCAUGAUCCCCAAACUGCAACAUGCAGUCUCUGCCCUGGGAUCUACCCCAUCCCAGUUUUCCUUCUUCCAAGAAAGAGCACGUGUAAAUACAUGGGUGUUCAUCGGUGACCUGGCCACAUGUGCAUGGAUGACUAGGCUGAUGCUCAGGUGUAUUCAUGGGAGGUUGAGAGGGUCAGGUUGGAAUGAGGGCAGUACCUACAGGACUUUAGGCCCUAUAGCCAGUGAGGGAAUGGCUUGCCUUUCUAAAAGGAGAAAACCACUGCCCUGUCUCCAUCACCUCUCACAGCCCUUCUGCUGAGUAGUGAAAAACUCCUGAAGUGACCUUCUGGGUGGGAAAGGCAAUGGUACAUAUGACUCCAUCUUUCUCUGUUUUUGCCUCCUGGCUGCCACCACUGCCAUGCACAGCUGCUCUUUCUCUGGCUAGAACCCUUUUCUUGGCUUCUGUUAAAACUUUACAACAUUCUAAAUAUUGGAGGAUGACAAAAGGAAUAAUCAUGGGAAAUACAAGCUGCACAAAGAUAAGUUUGUAUCAGUGACGUUACGACUUUAAUCAGGUUGUCACCCUUGCUCUAAAGCAGGAGUUUACCUGGGGUCCACGGCUUGGCUUCCCUGAAAUUGUAUGCAAGAUGCUGUCUGUACAUGUGUGUCUGUAUUUUUCUGGGGGAGGGGGGAGGUUUUGUGACUCUUAUUAGAUUCUCAAGCCUUAACAAUGUUAAAGGACCACUGCCCUAAGGUCACCACACGUUGGCCAAGCUGAGGUGGUGCCAGGCAGGGGCAGCUCUACCUGCCCCCCUGCCACACCUGCACCUGGACUGGCAGCGGCUGGAUACCUUCUUGUUGCUCCAUUUCCUGGAAGGUGGGCUCUGUACAUAUUUGAAGACACUGUCAACGCUCACCAAAUUUAAAGACCUCUUCUUGCUUCACAACUCCCAGAUGCUCUAGGCUUCUCCUGCUCAGUUCCAGUCUUGGCUUGUGAAUGUGCCUCAUUCAUCCCUGGUGAGGGACCCUCUUGAGCACCAGUGAAUGGUCCAGCAUUUCCCAGUCGAAGUUUUCAGCUCCACUUUCCUUGGCAGCAGCCUGUGAACUACUCAAGGGUCCCCUUGGGUUUUGAAUUAUCAGUGGUUUUGCCAUUAAUAAGUGUAUGAUCUUCAGCAAGUAAUCUAACCUUGGAACAAUGGCUUACUCAUCUGUAAAGUGGGGAUAAUAAUACCUACCUCAGGGUUGCUGCAAGGAUUAAAUGAGAACAUGUAAACAAUAAAGCACUAUCUA
Messenger RNA from Hippopotamus amphibius kiboko, 4111 nucleotides. It is a transcript of the gene SEMA4F, whose product is annotated as ssemaphorin 4F. Gene Ontology annotation, biological process: semaphorin-plexin signaling pathway; negative chemotaxis; axon guidance. The transcript is spliced from 14 exons. The record is from RefSeq and is a predicted model, not a curated record. Gene Ontology annotation, molecular function: chemorepellent activity; semaphorin receptor binding. The coding region runs from base 81 to 2402 and encodes 773 amino acids. NCBI's taxonomy places the organism in Eukaryota, Metazoa, Chordata, Mammalia, Artiodactyla, Hippopotamidae.